AUGAAUGCAGGAUCAAAGUCUUUCGAAAGCGAUAAUCGAGCGUAUUGGCUUGGAAGGAAUCACAGAAUCCUCGAUUGGUUAUUGUACGAGAGGUCUUCAAUCAUAUGUUUGCAGGCAAAAGAGCUCGAGAAGAGGCUUGGUUAUCUCAGUUACAAGCUUGGCCGUACCAACAAUCGUGGCGAUGGUCUUACGGCUGUUCAGAAGGACUAUUUCAGAGUUUUGAACUUGAGAGAUUUGCUUUUCAACGAUUGUGGUGACAGAGUCGCGCAGUUGCUUCACGUAGAAUUAGUUCCUCCUUACUCUCAGUACGAUGCUCAUCAACAAGUCUUGAUCGUCAACACUCAUUUGCUCUUCCCUCAUGACUCAACACUGUCCAUAGUACGAUUGCAGCAGGUAUAUAAGAUUCUUCAGUAUGUAGAAUCGUAUCAGAAAGAAGUCAAUCUCAGUCCCAUGCCUAUUAUACUUUGCGGAGAUUGGAACGGGAGAAAGAGAGGACAUGUCUACAAGUUUCUGUGGUCACAGGAGUUUGUGUCGUCGUACGACACUGCUCAUCGGUACACAGAUUCAGAUGCUCACAAGUGGGUGAGCCACCGGAAUCAUCGUGGUAACAUAUCCAUGGCUCUGCCUCAACCACACUGA
Messenger RNA from Microthlaspi erraticum, 639 nucleotides. The record is from the annotation of a GenBank genome assembly. NCBI's taxonomy places the organism in Eukaryota, Viridiplantae, Streptophyta, Magnoliopsida, Brassicales, Brassicaceae.